Molecule: messenger RNA, 706 nt
Organism: Drosophila subobscura
Lineage: Eukaryota; Metazoa; Arthropoda; Insecta; Diptera; Drosophilidae
Product: protein Flattop homolog
Exons: 4
Coding region: 95-691 (198 amino acids)
Biological process (GO): cilium organization
Cellular component (GO): ciliary basal body
Source: RefSeq, a predicted model, not a curated record
UUCAUACAUUCAUUUUUAAACAAAAAGAACAUUUUCUUCCCGGAUUCCAAAUUCAAAAUUUCAAAAAUCCAAAAUCCAUUUGCUGUGGGGGACAAUGGCUUUCAAUUUUAGUGCUAACCAGUUUGAGGACCGCUUCCAGGCGCCAGGACUUAGCAAUUGGGAGUAUCCGCGCUUUGCACCGCCACGACCGAGGCAAUACUUGAAGAAGGCCACGCCCAUAGUGGACAACAGUGGCCACCUGCUGCCCACGGCCCGUAGGGACGGCAACUCCUUUGGCCGCUAUCGCGGCACGUAUGAGCUGCCGCUGAGGAUAACGCGCAGCUUCUGUGCCCACUACGAUGCCUGCCUGAGUGGGCGCUACAAGUUCCGUGACUUUCCGCGGGAUCUGUGCAACUGCCAGCGGGAGAACCCGCGAGCCUUGGCCUGCGACAAGCGCGUGACGCUGGGCACUGUCGGGGAUCCGUAUUGGGCGCGUCCCCAGUGCCAGUCCAAGUGCGAGGGCAUCAAGCAGAUCAAGGAGCUCCAUCAGCUGGGUCUCCACGGCAAGCGUGGCCUUUGCACACUCAAGAGCCCCAGAACGGUGCCAUGCGCGCCGCGGCAAGCCCGCAACAAGGUGAAAGCAUUACCCAGGCGACUCAUCACUGCCUUUGCGGCCAAAAGACAGGAAGACAGGAAGCCAAUCACGAAAUAGAAGCACAAAGAAGAU